This is a messenger RNA of Coccinella septempunctata (seven-spotted ladybird), 601 nucleotides long. Its product is annotated as ATP synthase subunit s, mitochondrial-like. The record is from RefSeq and is a predicted model, not a curated record. The transcript has a single exon. NCBI's taxonomy places the organism in Eukaryota, Metazoa, Arthropoda, Insecta, Coleoptera, Coccinellidae. The coding region runs from base 24 to 590 and encodes 188 amino acids.
UGUCAAUUUUGACGCGAAUUGAAAUGUUGGUCAAUUUCAUCUCCAAGCAUCCCCUAAGGCGGUUCACAUCUAGAAGAAAUCUGUUCCACUUUAUCACAUUAUCAUUCAAUCAAGUAGACGAAGAGAGACGAAAAAUGUUGGGACCAGACAGAGUAUGUGCAGAAUGGAUACUGAAAAAUGGAGGUUCUGUCAGAUGGUUAGGCGAUACUGAAUAUAUUACCGAUUACAAUCUCUUACCACCUGAACGUACGAAGAAGUAUAUUGAAGGGAUGGAUGCUACAAAUUCCUCAAUUAGUCAUCACGGUUUUCCGCAUUUGAAAGGAUGUUUAAAUAUUAGAGAGGUUAUCCUUAGGAACUGUUCAUAUAUUGAGGAUGAGGCCAUUGCAGCACUGGAACAUCUGAAGGGGAGUUUAACGCAUUUGAUUAUCGAGGAUUGUCCAAAUGUUACUCUCAAGGGUCUAUCACAUGUUCUGAAACAGAAAAGACUGAAACGGUUGAUACUGAGAGAUUUUUUGUACAUAAAUAAGAAUGAGCUAGAGCAUUUCAUUCAAGAAACCAGUCUGAUAAUUCCUUCCUGUCGAAUAAAUUGAGCAUAUCAAAA